UAAACAGGCUCCGAAACGGACAGAAAACGUACAUCUAAGUUUUUUUACACAGUACCGUGUGUGUAUUUUUCCGGUUUCCUAUUGCCGCUAUCCUUCCGGCACCACACAAAAUAUCCUGAAAAUGACAACCGAUUUCGUAUGAAUGGUACGGGGAGGCUAGCCAUUGCGCAAUUGCGACCGAAUGCCAGACGCCCGAAGUGUGAUGAACCAAAACACGACCGUCGGUGCGUUUUCCAGAGCGAGCAAAAAUUCAGUUUGGCAGUGUGCUUGGAAAGAUCCACAGUUCCUACGAAGGUGAACCUUUGCGCAGUUCAAGUUAAAGGUUAAGUCGCCAAAGAAGAAAAAAAACUUCCAAUCAGUGCUCAAGCAUCCUUACGUGACUCUAUCGAAACGGAUCGGUAAAGUGAGAAAAGAUGGACGUUUGUAGCAGUGGUAGAUGAACAGACCAACAUCCGGUGCUCGGUGGACGCGUGUGAAAAGUGAUUGCCAAGUAGGCUUUGAUUAGUGCUGGUGAAAACGUAGAGUCUGUCCCAAAACGUGCAACGUUGGACGACCAACGGCGAGCCUUCACGAUGUCAGCAGGUUCCGGUGGUCUCGGUGGGACGGCCUCGGCCCUGCUGAAAUCACCUCAAACGGCCCUGCAGCUGCUGCUGGAGGAAAUCAACUUUCAGCGUACGAAGGAGAUGCGGCAGCUGCUGAAAGACGAUGGUGGAUUCGUCGUCCUGCAGGGCACUACCUACUGGACGGACCUGUUCGUGCGACACUUUCUCUUCCAGUCGGAACCGGAGCACAGCAUCGACUGCGACGAUCUGCUAUUUUUCGUGCGCAAAAAGCACAUCAAGGGUUCGUCCCGUGCCAUGCCCCGGUACGAGACGGAAAUCGAGGUCUUCCGGAAGGACUCGCGCAAACUGCCGAUCGGUGACCCGGACGUCGACUGGGAGGAAACGGUUUACCUCAACCUGGUGAUCCACCAGUUUAACUACACGCUCACACUCGCCAUCUGCACGCGGACCUCGCCGAAGGAGCUGCAGGUGUUGCGGCGCCACUCGCAGAAGGUGUACGCGUCGCCCAGCCGUCGAAAGAUGGACACCAAGGGUGACAGCGAGGAGAUCACCUAUCCGCACAUCUGCUUCAUGGUGGACAACUUCGACGAGGUGUUUCACGACAUUUUGGUGCGCGACGGUGAGAUGGUGUGUGUCGAGCUGGUAGCUACCGAUCGGGACGGAAGCGUGCAGGGCGUUAUCUUUCUCGGCUCGAUUCGUUACGAUGCGCUAAAGAAGGUGUACGACGCAAGGCAAUCCAGUCUCGGCUCGAAGGUCGCACAACGGAUGUCCUUUGGAUUGUUUAGUACCGGUGGCCCACAGACACGGUGCGAGUUUGUGCGUAUGAAGGGUCCACAGGGCAAGGGACACGCGGAGAUGGCGGUUACCAAACCGAAGGGUUCGGGUGUCGAAACACCCACCAGUGAGCCAGGGUUCUGUGCCACUGAUAUGUGGGACUCGGAAUGGGAGGAAGACUGUGAGGAGUACUACAACUAUCGACACCAGCGACGGCUCAGCGAUCCAAGCGCGAAUUUGAACAACUUUAGCCGUUACGGUUGGCGCACGAAAAACCCGGGCGAUCCCGGCUCAUCUUACGGCGGUUCGAAGGCACGCUCCGAAAACGAGGGACUGGACUGUCUAGCGAACGAGGUGUCCGAGAUCGAGGCGGGAGAUUUGCGUGACGAUCGUCCUGCUUCCUCGUCCGCCACCACCGUCUUGGGCACGAGACGAUCGUCACCGGUCGGGCAGUGUGCAUCUACCAACCUGGCCACCGAUCGGUGUGCGUUCGUGAAAACGUCCACCGGCGAAACCAAGGGUGGUGGUGAUCCACUAGCGGGAACGUCCACACCCUCCGCAACGGCAGGUGCACCUACCGCUGCUGCGACAACCAAGACGGGAUGCUGCAGUUGCUUUCGCGCACCGAAAAAGCGCUGGUCCGAUGCCGACUCGGUCCAGAUGUCGGAAAUGUACACGCCCUGUCCGUCGUGCGGUGGUAACGAACCGGAAGACACACCCGCCACCGAAACGGAACGCCACCGGCUCGAAGCGCUCGAGCUGCACGACUCCCCGGCCUGUCUGGCGACGGUGUCAAAGGGCCGUUCGCCGCUCAUGAAGCACCGCAACGUUCUGAUCGUGGAAAGUGAGCUGGAGUUUGCGGGCGGUGCCAAAGUCCGUACCGGUUCCGCAGCCGCUGACAAAGCCACCACCACCAAGAAGAAACCACCGACGGACGCACUCAGCGCGGUAAAACGGCGUGAAAAUGGUUCCAAGGCAACGCAAAGCCCGAAAAAGCGUCUCAGUACUCCCGUGUUCCGGUCGAAGCGUAGCAACGCCGGUAACAGUGCGUCGGAACAAUCCGACACUGCACUGGGUCACAAAUCGAACGGCAAAGCGAAGGCGACCAAUGCGCUUAACAACAACACCGGCCUGAAUAGACGAUCCGCGCCACCGUCGGCCGCGACCGAAGCAACCGAAGCGACCGAAGAGUACGAAAUAGCGGACGAUGCCGUCUCGCUAAACGGUGGUGGUGGAGAUCUACUAACUGCGAACAGUGAACCAUCGGCACCGGCACUGAUUGAUCCCAAGCAGCGCAUACGCGUGAAUGGUCGCGAAGAAUUUCCGGCCGAACGGAACAAUGGCACGUCGAACGGGAAUGGGAACCACGGUGGGGAAAAGCAGCUAACGACUUCGGUAACGGUGGCCAACAUCAAGGAGCAUCGUGAACGACGAACCUCAAACGGGCGUACUUCGGGGAAUGGAUCUUCGACGAUCGGCAGUGGACGCUUUUCACUGAUCUAUCGGCGCAGCAAGUCGUCUUCUGCCACUCCAGCGGUGGUGGUGUCUAAAAAGGACGAUAAGAAAACGAAGGCCACCAUCGCCUCCGAUGGACGUAAAACGAGCGUAACGGAUGGAAAGAAUGCCGCUGAAACGCCACCGGCCCAGCCAGCAGUAAUAAAGCCAGAAGAAAAAGCAACUCCAUUGGACAGAAAUGCGACGGAGCGGGACAUUAACGGCAAUCCAGACGAGAGCACCACAACCGAACCCACGGACGAUGGCGAAACGACGGAAGAGAGCGAACUAAGCAAUCGUGCCAUUUGGGCCGCACUGAAAGAACUGCGUGCCAAGAAGGAAUGUUCCACGCUGCCGAAGGUGAAGAAACCGAGCUACAACAGCUUUUACGCGCGGCCAACAAUACUGGGCAGCGAGCGGGAAGGGACCGUACCGGCAGGAACUGUCGCACCACCGUCAACGACGAUCGUGAAUACGAUCCCGAGUCGUCGCACACCGGAUGGCACUAACAUCUACUAUCUGUGCGAUUACCACCCGAAGCGAAACCAUCACGGUGAAAAAGAGCUUGAUGAUGGCGCAUAUAAUCCGCUGUGGACAACGAAAGGGUUUACGCAAACGUUUCACUUCUGGAAGGAGAACCGCCGCCAACAGUCGACGCCAUUGAACGCCUUUCUCACAUACGUCACAUUGCCGUGGUGGAGCAUAGCGAAAGAUCUCUUAGACCACCGGGAGCAACCGAUACUAACGUUUUAAGUAUGCAAGGAAUUGGAACGAAAAACAAGGAUGCCUGUACAUCUCAGGACCUCAUUACACUGCAACUCAACCAGAUGGAAUGGAGCCGGUUUUGGAGGAUAUCCAAAAAAAAAGCGAAGAAACGACUUAUGCUGUCCGUUAGCAUAAGUUUGGGAGUUUUCUUUUUUUAGAUUUUAAUUAAAGGAGAAUGAAUCUUCCCAACCGCAUGGCGGCCAUUACAAUCCAACAACACCCUUUGUUGCAAUGAAUGCGAAAAGGAGACAUCUUCAAAUAAGCUGUGUGAUUCGAUUAAUGAACUCAUUUUACAUUCCACCGCUUCCAUCGAUCUCUAGUCAACAGCAACGGAAGACGGUGCGUACGGCCAAAGCACAUUCCGGUGCAAAGGCAAACAUAAUUUUGUGAUAAUACUCUAUUGCAUCCUGCGUCGUCUAAGCGCUCCCAAAUCGUGCAUCGAGCGAUCUUCGGAAAAAAGUCUUCUUGCUGGGUAAUGCCAUACCUUGAACUAUCACGGCACGAGAACAAGAACUACUUUUUUGUUUUUGGAACAGGAUUAGCUAGGGAUUAGUAAAGAAUAAUUACAAAAACACACACACACACAGGAAUCUCAGAACCACACGCAUGUACUUGCACUUGAAUGAGUAAUUGUUUUACUUUAUGCAUUUAAGGUUUUAGGUUGCCCUAUCAAUAUGGAAUUG
Anopheles moucheti is the source of this 4279-nucleotide messenger RNA. RefSeq lists its product as uncharacterized. Lineage: Eukaryota; Metazoa; Arthropoda; Insecta; Diptera; Culicidae. The record is from RefSeq and is a predicted model, not a curated record. Bases 573 to 3584 code for a protein of 1003 amino acids. The transcript has 7 exons.